Messenger RNA from Didymodactylos carnosus, 1008 nucleotides. The record is from the annotation of a GenBank genome assembly. NCBI's taxonomy places the organism in Eukaryota, Metazoa, Rotifera, Eurotatoria, Philodinida, Philodinidae.
AUGGUAGAAGAAUGUACAUCUACAAUGGAAAUAAAUAGCGAUAAAAUACCCACGUCAAAUAUAAUUAAUGAAGGUUCAACAAUUAUAAUCUAUUUGGGUUAUAAUAAUUUACAUGUACUUAAAGUAAAACAAAAUGAAACAUUUCAAAUGAAAUUUGGUGCAUUAAAACAUAAUGAUAUUAUCGGAAAACGAUAUGGAAGUAAAAUUAUGUGUUCGAAAGGUUACAUACAUGUGUUAGCACCUGAACCUGAAUUAUGGACUUUAGCUUUACCACAUCGUACACAAAUACUUUACAUGCCAGAUAUUAGCCUUGUAAUAUUAGAAUUGGACAUUAAACCAGGUUCUAUUGUGAUAGAAGCAGGUACUGGUAGUGGAUCCCUGUCACAUUCCAUUAUACGAUCAAUCAAGCCAAAUGGACACUUACACACAUUUGAAUUUCAUGAAUUAAGAUCAAAUAUAGCCAAAACGGAAUUCGAGGAGCACGGACUUGCUGAUUUUGUCACAGCGUAUCAUCGUGACGUACUACGAGAUGGAUUUCUUCAUGAAAAUAUAGCUGAUGCUGUAUUUCUUGAUUUACCUGCGCCGUGGGACGCUAUUGAACAUGUUAUUAAAGUUAUGAAAAAAACAGGUGGACGUUUAUGUACAUUCUCACCGUGUAUUGAACAAGUUCAACGUACAUGUCAACGCUUAAGAGCUUGCGGUUUUGAAGAAAUAUCAACAAUUGAAUGUUUACGUCGCACACAUGAAUUUAAAUAUCAACAUAUGCCAAAAAUUCGAUUUACUAGUGAACAAGAACAAAAAGAAGAAAAUGAGGAGGAAGAAACGAAAUCACCCAGUAAAAGGCAUUGUAAUGAGGCAAAUAAUGAAGAAAAGAAUGGUAUGAAAGUCGACUUGGAUGGAUCACAAAAACCAAAAGAUAUUGUACAAAUGAUUACAGCAGUGGGUCCGCCAUCAAUGGCUGGUCAUACAGGAUUCUUGACGUUUUCUUACAUUCAACAACUUAGUUGA